AUGGCUAUUGUUUUAAUUAAAUCAUCUAAAAAACCAUUUAGUUUUAAUUGGCACUCAAACUAUUCAGCUGUAUAUAUAUAUAUAUAUAUAUCAAACAGUUGCCACAUUGCUUUGGUCAUGGAAAAUGUGGAUUGCAUAUUCCCCACCCUUUUAUUUAGUUGCAAUUCACUCAAAGCUCGUAUGGAUCUUCUCUUCCACACAAGCACGCUUCCAGAGAGAGAGUGGAAGCUAGCUCCUCAUUUUCUUGCUCCAUGCUUCCUCUUCAAACCCUUCUUCUCCUACUCUUCCUCCAUGGCCUUGAAAAUUUCUCACAUUCCAUGUGCCCUUCUUUGCCUCUACCUUCUCUUGCUAGCAUUUCAUGAGUUGCGUAAUUUCAAGUCCAAGAUCAACAACAACAAAGAUCAAAUCAACAACAUAAGCAGUUCAUCAAUCUCUCAUCACCCUUUCCACAAUAGAAAAGUUCUUGUUAGCAAAUUUGACUUCACCCCAUUCCAAAAACAUCGUCAACAACAACAUGAAAACCCUUUGCCUGAUGAAGAGGUGCAUAAGAAAGCAGCUCGAAGUGAGAUUGAUCCGCGUUAUGGUGUCGAAAAGCGCCUUGUCCCUACCGGUCCCAACCCGUUGCACCAUUGAUGAUUUCUUUUCUUGCUCGAUCGAUACUAGUCUUGAUGAUUACUCAGGUGAAUGAGAAAAAGAAAUGAUGGUUAGGGAGAGCUUUCAUAAUUACUUUGUAUGAUGUAAUUACUCAGUAUAAUUUUUGCUUCUUCAC
Populus trichocarpa (black cottonwood) is the source of this 769-nucleotide messenger RNA. Its product is annotated as CLAVATA3/ESR (CLE)-related protein 12-like. The record is from RefSeq and is a predicted model, not a curated record. Lineage: Eukaryota; Viridiplantae; Streptophyta; Magnoliopsida; Malpighiales; Salicaceae. The coding region runs from base 1 to 633 and encodes 210 amino acids. The transcript is spliced from 4 exons.